Capsella rubella is the source of this 1825-nucleotide messenger RNA. RefSeq lists its product as uncharacterized. The record is from RefSeq and is a predicted model, not a curated record. Lineage: Eukaryota; Viridiplantae; Streptophyta; Magnoliopsida; Brassicales; Brassicaceae. The transcript has 3 exons. The coding region runs from base 53 to 1825 and encodes 590 amino acids.
CUGUGACGGCUGCAAUCAUGGUAAAGACUACUACAGUAUUGGCUAUCGUUGUAUGCGGUCUGGACUCUACUUCCAUAAAGAAUGCGCCAAAUCCGAUCUAGAGAUAUGCUAUGUCUAUCAUCCACAACAUUCUUUGCACCUCAAAAUACUAGCAGAAAAUGAAGAUGUCCAUGGAGAAUGCAAGCUUUGUAGAGGUAAUUUGGCUAAGAUGUAUUACUAUUGUUCAAUAUGUGAUUUUGCCAUUGAUUUAAUAUGCGCAAGAAAAGAAGUUGUGGUAACAAUUGAGGGUCCAAAGACUCACGAGCAUCAUGUAUCCCUUGUUCCAAUGAUUGUUACGUUUACUUGUCAUUUGUGUGGACGGCUUGAUGACCGAUUUCCUUACGCUUGUAACUUAUGUGGAUUGAAUUUUCACAAAGAUUGCGCGGAAUCUACACCAGAGAUCAAUUACUCUUGUCAUCCUAAACACUUGCUCAAGCGUCUCACGCAUGUUCCAAGUUAUACCGAUGGAAAAUGUUGUUUUGUGGAUGUCAACUGUCAAAAGAAUCCACCCGCUUUCACUCUUAUCCACCCUAAGGCUCAUGAGCACUCACUUAUCCUUAUGCCGCAACGAAGUUUUACAUGCAGUGCUUGUGGAAUGGAUGAUGAUCCAAAUCCUUAUGUAUGUCCUCAAUGCAAUUUCAUGAUUCAUCGAAAUUGUAUUGAUAUACCACGCGUUAUAAAGAUUUAUCGUCAUGAUCACCUUAUUCAUUACAAUCAUUGUCUUGAUGUCGGAGAUUGGAAAUGUGGAAUUUGUCAUAAAAAGAUAAAUUGGACAUGUGGGGCAUAUACUUGUUCAGAAUGUCCUGAUAUUGCCUUUCAUUUGAGAUGUGCCACAAGAUUUGGGAUAUGGGAUCGAAUUAAACUUGAAGGCAUAUCCAAAAAUACUUUAGAGACUAAAUCAUACGAGGAGAUAGAAAAGGGAGUAAUAAAGCAUUUUAGUCACGAGGAGCAUACUUUAAAGCUUAAAGAAGAAAGUGACUCUAGUGAUGAAUGCAUGCGGUGUAAAGCAUGCAUUUAUCCUAUAUUUUCUAGUCCAUGUUACCGUUGCAUGGAAUGUGAUGAUUUCAUCCUUCAUGAAAAAUGUGCUUAUCUCCCAAAAAAGAAAAUAGAUUCAUUCUACAAGACAUCGACCACUCUAAUCCCAUCUUUUAGUAUUGACGAAGUAAUCAUUUGCGAUGGUUGUCAAAACCUUUUUCAGGGUUUUAGGUACUUAAGUGAUGAUAAGAAUAUUAUCCUGGAUGUCCGGUGUGGUUCUAUUUCUGAACCUUUCUUCCAUGAAAGUCAUCCUCAUUUGUUAUACAUCAACUACUCAACAAAAGGCCGAUUUUGUAACGCUUGUGGAGAUAAAGCAAAAAUAGUUAUAAGUUGUGAAGAAUGUGAGUUUGUGUUAGACGUUAAAUGCUCAAUUUUACCAAAGACUGUUAAGCACAAAAAUGAUAAAGAUCAUUUUCUAUCUCUAUGUUACGGAGAGAAAAAAAGUCAGCAAUGCUGGUGCGAGAUAUGUGAGGAAACAAUAAAUCUAGAGAAUUGGUUUUAUUCAUGUGAUCAUUGUAGUAUCAAUUUUCACAUCAAAUGCACACUUGGAGACUUCUUAGGGUUUAUACCAGAAAGAGAAACUGAGUCAUCCAUAAUUAAUGUGAUUCUUAAUAAUCGUAUAACUCGACCAGUUUGUGUUGCUUGUAAUUCUCGCUGUAAAUACUCAAACAUCUUGAAAUGUUUUGGGAAAACAUUGUGUUCUCUGCAAUGUUUCCAACAAAAGAUAAAAGAAAUACAUAAUAGUAUUUAA